AUGCUUUCGAACGGCGAUAUUCGAAUUGUCCCGGACGAAAUCAUUUUCAGGGACCUCACUGUUGGAGAUAAGGAUAAAAUAGAUGUAUGGAUUCACUACAUCGGAAAGAAACCGAUUAAAGUACGGUUUUCAGUGCCAUAUGAUUCUCCAUUUGAAAUUAUUUCACCGAAAAUUGCAAUGUUAGCAUCAGGAUUAGAAGCAAAAGUCUGUAUCCAAUAUGUCGCCACAACUAACGAGAUAAAAAAGAGCGAAUUAAUAAUUUCUGCAUCUACUUCAUCGAUAUCUGUUCCAAUUACAGCUUAUCCGCCAUCAGCACAAGUUCACUUAAACGUACAAAACAUUGAUUGCGGAUUAAUACCAGAAGGUAACAAAGUAACGAAAACUUUCUCAAUUGCAAACUUUGGGAGUAAAGCAGGAGAAUUUGCAUUACGAUGCAGUAGUCCAAUAGUUACAUUCAAUAUUGCAUCAGGAAUACUGCCAGUUGGAGAAGCUGUCGAAGUUGAGUUUUCAUUUGUCAUAAAAAAAGCAGGAAAAUUCAAAUUUACUAUCAAUGUCGAUUUAAAGAACUCUAAUAACAAACUUCCACCACUAAAUGUCUCCGGAGAAAUCUUACAACAAGUAGCAAGUAUCCAAUAUAACGGAAAAGAUACAAAAGAAAUCGAUUUUGGUCAAAUAUACUUUACACAACGCAAAGUUAUUACUGUUACUAUACAAAACAAAUCAAAAGACAAAAGAAUUUAUUCAAUAUCUCAACCAAUCGAAAGCAAAGCAAAUUCUCGAUUAAGUACUACUAAAACAUCAAUUGGUACAAGCUCAGAAUGUGUUUUUACUAUAACUCCUAAUGAAGGACAGUUAAAUCCAAAUGGUUCUGCAAUUAUAACUUUGAUUUUUGAACCCCCAAGUCAAAAUGUCGAAAGAGAGAUGAUAUACAACUUUGUGUCUAAUAUCAAACUCUCGGGUGUUGACCAACAAAUUCCUUUAAACAUGACAGGUUCCGCUGUACCUCUUUCUGUUUCAAUUCCUGAUGUUGAUUUCAUUUUUGGAAAUCAAAAAAUUGAAACGAAAAAAGAAAAAAAUUUGACAAUUGAAAACGAGUCUGAAUUCCAAAAUGUGACCUACUCGAUAAAACCUAUGGCUGCAUUUAGAUUUACACCUGAAUCUGGUUUAAUAAAACCGAAAACUGUCAAAAGUAUUGUUGUCACUUUUUAUCCAAAAUCAAUAGGAGUUUAUGAUGCACAGACGAAUGUUAAUUUAUGUAAUGGUCUUAAAAGGAUAAAUUUGAACUUAAUAGGUACAGGAACUGCAGAAGAAAUCACAGAAAAAUUUGUCAGAACACCAAUUUACGAAAUGUCAGAAUCUGCAAGAUAUGCAGCGAAUCAUCCGGGAAAAUAUGGUUUGUCUAAAGAAGAAAUAAUCAUUAAGCAGAAACAGAACGAAGACAAUAGAAGAAUAUUGAUAGAAAGUGCUCAAAAACACGAAAAACUUCGAAUGAAGAAAACUCUGAAAGAAAGAUUUGAAAAAAUAGGAAAAGAAAAAGGAAAAACUGAUGAAGAACUUAGAACUUACGUAACUCAAAAGGUCAGAGAAGCAAUGACUAAUACAAAAGAAAUAGAAGAAGUCAAUCUGAACUUAAAACAUGCAGAAGGAUUAGUAGAACCAGAACCAAACUAUCCAUUAGAAACAAAAAUUCACAAAUCCAAAAAAACAAAAACAUUACAACCGCUUCCUCCAACUGUUUUCAUCGAGAAGAAGUUCAAAAGUAACCCGGUAACUCCACCAGAAAUCACUGAAUGCCAGAGAGUAUUAAGUCCUGUUCAACAAAUGUCUCUUGUUAUGUCUUCGAAACCAAUUGAUUUCGGAAGAGUUUCGAUUUUGUCGAAACAAAGGAGAUCUUUUAAUAUAACGAAUACUUUGAACCAAUUCAUUUUAGUAACAAUGGAAUAUGAGAGCCAAGAAUUAAGUUUAAGUACCCCUUUAUCUCAGGUUGUUCCCCCUAAACAAACUGCAGGUUUUGAUAUAAUUUUCAUGUCAGAAAAUGUUGGUGAAUUUAGACAAACAAUACAUUAUACUGUUAAUAAAUCACAUGGUUUCCAAUUUGAUGUUGUUGCUGAUGCAAUUCCUAUUGAAGUUAAUUUGUCAGAAGAUUUACUUGACUUCACUUUCCCUAAUGAAAACUAUACAGACUUGACUGUUUGCAAGACAAUAAAUAUAAUGAAUGAUUCAACAGCUAUUGUUGAUUAUAAAUGGCUAUCGUUUGACGAUACCACUUUUUCUGUUGAUUCAGAACGAGGAAAAAUUAAUCCUAAUUCUAAUGCAAAAACAAUGAUUAUUUAUAGACCAGGAUCUAAACCAUAUUCUGAGCAAACUGUCAAGUUAUCGUUUACAGGUGGUGGAGGAAAAUCUCUUCAAUUAAGAGGAAAUUGUGGAGAUGUAAAAGUGACAGUAGAAAAAAAGAAAUUUGACAUUGGAAUUUUGCCGCUUGGAAUGACAAAAGAAUUUACUGUUUCUCUUAAAAAUCAAGGUAAAAACACAGCAAUCUUCAAUGUAUUCUCUAAUGAUGGUUGUGAUGAUAUUGAUUUGAAGGAAAACAAAGGUUUUAUUAAACCUGACAAUAUUUUCGAUCUUCACUUCACUUUCAAUCCACAAAAAGCUCAAGUUUAUGAAAUAACCUAUACUGUAGAAAUAGCUGGCCAGAAUCCUGUUGUAUUUUCUGUUGUUGGAGAGUCUUUAAUGCCUUUGAUCCAAAUUAAAACUGAUAGUUUGGAUUUCGGAAAUGUUUUUGUUGGAUCAAAUGAAAGCAGAAAGAUUUCAAUAGAAAAUGUUGGAUUAAUUCCAGCAAAGUUCUCAAUUGACUUAACUAAAUAUAGUUAUUUCAGUUUAGAAUAUUCCACAGAUUUAAUGGUUUCAACUUCUGAUAAAUCAAACCAAAUUUUUGUUACAUGUCCAAACGAUGUUCUCGCUCCAAAUAAUUUGUCCAAACAAAGUAGCUCUAUUUCAUUAACAAGGACAAAUUCUACUUUAACAAGUCAAAGUAAUUUAACAAGAACCAAUUCUACUUUAACAAAUCAGAGUAAUUUGGCAAGAACGAAUUCAAGUUUAUCAAAACAAUCUGUUUUAAAUGGUUGCGAAUAUACUUUUAUAAUACAUCCAAAGACUACAAUUGAUGUAAAUUUAGUUUUCAAACCUUUGGAUGUUGGAGAUUUCAGUUUUGAUAUUUAUUUCACUUUGAUUGGAUUACAAGGAACAUCAACACUUGCGAAGAAGAAAGUUACAGCUGUUGCUAUGCAUUCACCUCUUUCUAUAUCAGAAAACUUUGUUGAUUUCGGUGUUGUCACACUUAAAAAUGAGAAGAAUCCAAAUACAAGACCUUGUUUCAAGCAUUUAUUACUUAAAAAUGAAAGCCAAACAGGAAUUAAAUAUAGAUUUGAUAAACCUUCAUCAGAAGAUUUCGGAGUUGAUCAAGAAACAGGUUUUUUAUCUUAUUGCGGAACAGAAGACAGAUUUGUAUCAUUUAGUCCAACAAAACCUGGUCCAUUCGUUGGUUAUAUAACAGUUUACGCGGAAAGUGAAAAAGGUGAGGUGAAAGUAACAACAAUAAUGUUGACAGGAGUUGGAACUGAUAGAUUAUUCAAGACAUCUCAAGAAAAUGUUGUACUUCCAAUAGUUCCUUUGAAUGUCAGAAGUGAAGUGACCAUUGAAGUCAUUAAUUCUGCCGCAAUUGAAGGAAAAAUUGAUAUCAAGAAGAGUGUAAGUGACAAAACUUUUCCUUUGGAAAUUUUGUUUACAAAUGGAAAUUAUUUCAGUCAUUCAACCACUUCACUUCCUCUGAAGAUAUCUUUUCUUUCAGGAAAACCAAUAAGUUUUGUCACACAAGUUUUGUUGGUUGCUGAAAAUGGUUGCACUUAUUCAUUUACUGUUUAUUGCGGUACUGAUAAUUCUGUUCUAACUCUAUAUCCUUUCUUGUUAAAUAACAAACAUAAAUUUGUGUCACAACCAUCAAAACCUAUCGUUUGUCAACCACUUACAAAAAUGUUCAAACCUGAUUAUUUAUCGUCAUUGAUCGUUGAUGAUACAAAAGGUGACAUACAACCAAUAUUAACUCCAACUUUGAAACAAACUGUAAAAGAUUUCCUGAAUUGUCUAGUUUUGACAAAUAAAAUUGACAAUUUUCCAGGAGAUCUUGUGUCAAAUUGCGGUUUGACAGUUCAAGAAAUCAUUGAGAAUAUAUGUGGGGUGCAAAACAAACCACAAGGAAUGCUGCAAAUGUUCAAAACAUCUAAAACAAAUGAUAUUUUGCAGAACAAAUACGAACGUCUUAAAUCAAUGAUAAAUUUCUUGAAAAGUGUUGGUUGUCAUCUCCAAAAUGUUUUGCCGGAAUUUUUGUUGCCAAAAGAUUUGUUUUUGCAGUACAUGAGAACAAAAGUUACUGAAAAGAUUUUGGGAUUGAAUUAUUAUGGAAGUCCUUCAAUCAAAUCUUAUAAUCCACAAUUAAUGAAUGACUUCACUUCAACCCCGAUUUUUUCUGACAAUUUGAUACAAAAAUUGUCAUUUUAUGAUCAAAACUAUGAUAAAAUUUCAGGUGAUAGUUGGUUAACUGUCAUUUUGCAGAUAUUCAAAGUGUUUUUGUUCCCAACACUCAACUGCGAAGACGUCAAUCAAGUUCCAGGAAUUUCACAAAAACUUUUGGAAUUAAAGGAAAUUUUACCUAACGAAGUAAUGACUGAAAUCCACCGAAAAACUAAAGAAGUUUUGACAUCAAAUUGCUACACGAACAUCGAAUCAAUAAUGCUCGAAUGGUUGACAAUAAACUACGAUUACUUCAGGAAGAACAGUGAAGUAAAUAUAAUUACUUCAUUCGAACAAUUAUCUGAUUGUCGAGUAAUAGCAAGUUUAUUCAAAAAUCAUGUCCAAAGAAUGGAUUUACAAUUGAAUUUGAAUCCUAAAACAGAAAAUGAUCAUAGACAAAACCUUGAAUUGAUAUUGAACAAAGCAAAAGAAAUCAAUUUGAAGUUUAAUUUGUCAGAAGAAAUGAUCGAAAAUGAAGACUUAAUUUCUUUGUCACUUUUCUGUUUUUCACUUUUCCAAUAUUUGCCUCAUUAUGCAAAUACAACAGAUUUAGUUUUCUCAUGUAAUUUAUCAAAGAAUUGCCAACAAAUGAUUGAAAUUUCCAAUCCUUCAUCUCAAAAACUUAGAUAUGAUGCAACAAUUACUGGUUCUGAUAAUUUCACAUUGCCAAAGACAUUUGUUUUAGUUCCUGCUCAUCAAUUACAGACUUUCUUUGUUGAAUACUACGCAAGAACUCAUUUACUUGAAACUGCAACUUUAACUUUGACUCCUCGUCACUUUUUGAAUUCACAAAAAUCGGAAGAAAUUGAUGUUUUGGUCAAAAACGAAUCUAGAACAGAUAGUAGAAUUAAACUGAAACAAAGCAGAACAUCGUUGGCAUCAAGUACAAACAAACCAAAACCGCCAACCGCUAAAAAUUCAAUGCCGAUGUUAGCAACACCAAUUGUCAUCGAAAUGAGGUCGAAUGUCGAUGCAAAAGUUCCUUCUCAGAUUGUAAAUGUUUCUGGUAAAUGUUAUGAAGUUACAAAGUUCAAUAUUACUGUUAAGAAUGAACUUAUUAAACCAGGAACAUUCGAAAUCUUUACAAGAACAAUUUUCGGACAAGAAAACUUUUCCCAAAAAGUUAUAGAAUUCAUUGAAAAUCCUGAUUAUGAUUUCUCCAACAAAUUGAGCAAAAAUGAGUUUGACGUUUUCAUAAAUGAUCAUUCAACAUUCAUUCUAAAAGAAACAGAAGUUUAUUUCGAAACAGAUAAAAGCGAAGUCACUAUUACAGGAGAUUUUAUUCCAAUAAAUGUUGGAGAAUAUUAUUGUUUAAUUUUUUUCAAAUCCAAAGACGAGAAAGAAUUUUUGUACCAAAUAAACGCAAUGUCAAGUUUGCCAACUGAAAUAGAAAUUCCUAAGAUAAAGAUAGAAGAAAGAACAGAGAAAACAAUCCAACAAAACUUGCAAUUAGUCAAUUCAGAUCUUUGCAAAUCAAUUGCUUAUUCUAUUGUCAAAAAAGCACAAAACGAAAGUUUCAUUUCUGAGCAAAGAUUCAAACAAUUCGUGGAAUUUAAAUCUCGUGAAAUUGCAACAAUUGCUUUGAAUUGUUUUACAAAUGUCACUUUUACGAUAGAAAACGGUUUACAGACCUUUUAUAAGAUUCCUUCUAGUUUAACAAUUGACAAAGAAAAACAUAUGCUGCCUGUUACUUUUUGUCCUGUUUUACCAGGUGAUUAUCCAUGUACAAUUGUUAUGAAAUCAAACAAUGACAUAAGAGUUUAUAAAUCCAAUGGAGUAAGUCUUGGCGAAACAAAGACAUUUAGAAUAAGUGUUGAUUCUUAUUUAGGAAACACAAUUGUACAAAACAUUCCUCUCCAAAAUACUUCGAAAUCUACAUGGACAUUUAAGAUUUCUUCGACUGAUGAAAAAGUUUUUACUUUCCCUCAGAGAUUCUUCGUAAAUGGACAAACAACUGGAGAAUUACCUCUUACGAUUUAUUCCAACAAAAAAGGUGUUUUUGUUACAGAUUUAACUGUUUUUAAUAUGACAAAAGAACAAACAACAAUUUACAAAAUCACAGCAAAUAUAGAUGACCCGCCAUCUAUAGAUACAAUUGUUGUUAGUUGCAAAGCAAGAGAAAGGAAAAUUGUCGAAGUUGAAACUCCUCUUUUCCAAGUUGAUGGAAAACUUAAUGUCGAAUGUGAUGUUGCUUAUGUUACUUUUCCGGAAUAUCUCGAAUACAAAGAAGGAAAAUGUGUUCAGAAGAGUUUCCAAUUGGAAAUAAUGUCCCCAAUAACUGGUGUUGCUGCAGGAAAAAUCAUUUGCAGGGAUGAUAAAACAGGAUUGUAUUUUUGGUGGGCUGUUCGAAUUGACUUCGAAUAUCCGAAACCAUCUGAUACAAUAACUGUUCAAGGACUCGCAAAGCAAUCAACAACAUUCGAAAUACCUGUUGUUAAUCCUUCGAAUGUUGAUCUCACUUUCGAUGUUUGUUUCGAUGACAAAGAUAUUUAUGGUGAUAGAAAAUUCUUUAUCCAAGGAAAUUCUGCCAGUGUUUACAAAGCUGUUUUCUGUCCUUUAUCUUCAGGAUUUAAAGAAACUUACAUCAGAUUCGUAUCAGAAACAGCAGGAGAAUAUGUCUAUUUGUUGAAACUCUAUACAGAGCCAGCAGAUGUCAUGAGUUUGAAGACACUGUAUUGUGUCGUUGGAGAAGAAGAAAGAACAGAAAUCAAAAUUUCAAAUCCACUCCAAGUUUUAUGUCAUUUCUCUGUUUCAAACUCUUCUCCAAUGUUUUUCGAACUUUUGGUCAAAGAUAAAUUCGAAAUACAGCCAAAUGACACUGUAACAAUCCCUGUCGUAUUCAGAGCUGCUUCUGUAGGCUUGAAAGAAUGUGGUUUGUUCAUGUUUAAUUCUCCUGAAUUAGGUGAAAUGACUUAUUCAAUCAUUGGUAUUGGAAAACCACCACAACCGCUUAGUCCAAUGAUCUUUGAAGCUCCUCCUUUGCAGAUGAUGUGCACCAGCUUCAAUUUCACAUCUCCAUUCCCAUUCCCUGUCAAAUUCUCGUUGAGUUUGUCGAAUCAAUUGAAGAAUUUCGAUUUCAUAAACAAGAAUUUGAAUUUUGUAAUGAGAAAUCGUGGCCAAAUCGAAACGAUUUCUCUUCUUUUCCAGCCGCAGAAAUCAGGAAAAUAUGAAGCAGAGUGUUUCAUUAAUGCUCAAGAGAUUGAACCUCCUAUUGUUUGGUCUGUUCCUUUGAUAGGAAUUUCGGAAGAUGACAAGAAGAAUUUUGUUCAAAGAGAAUUUGUCGUCAACGGCCGUGCAAACGAAAUUUCGAAAGAAAAAUUUGUUCUUCCUAUCGAAGGAGAAAGAGGCGGUGCAAAGAUUUCUACUUGGAUCAAAGCAGAUGACGAGGAAUAUCAAUGGAUAACGAAUUAUGUUGAUUACAAAUCAACGAAAGAACAAGGAAAAGUCAUCUUAGAUUUGGAAUUUAAACCGAAAAGACCUGUUGAUAUAAGAUGCCAAAUUCUUGUUCAAAACGACUUAAAACAACAAUGGACAUUCCCUCUUUUGUUGAGGAGCGAUCCACCUGAGCCAUGUGAAACAUAUAUCAUGGAAUGUGCAUUGAAUUCUUGUGCAUCAUUGAGACCUUACGUUCGCGAAAUAUUCCCAAGAAGAGAACAAUUUAGAGCUUACAUUAUGAAGGGCGGAUCAAACGAUUUUUCUGUGAAUCCAAGCGAUGGAUUUAUAUCAGCAACAGAGCAAUCCAGGUUCUCCCUAAUGAUGACAGAACUUCCUUUGACUGUCUAUUUCAGGCCAAGACAAUAUGGAAAGAAAAUGGAAGCAACAUUGAUUAUCGAUACAAAAGAAAGACAAUUUGUUUUUAAUUUGAAAGGACAAGUUCCCGAAUACAUUCCUCCUUUCUUUGUUACAUCAGGAAGAUUGGAUUCUGGUCGACAGACUCCAAGGAGUGCAACUGCAAGGUUAACUCCACGUGGAGACAGCGCAAGAACUCCAAGAGGAGAAGUAAAACAAAGAAAUUUCAGAGUUCCUCCAAAUUCAGCCAGAUCUCCUAAGUAA
Messenger RNA from Trichomonas vaginalis G3, 8619 nucleotides. Its product is annotated as cilia- and flagella-associated protein 47 family. NCBI's taxonomy places the organism in Eukaryota, Parabasalia, Trichomonadida, Trichomonadidae. The record is from RefSeq and is a predicted model, not a curated record. The coding region runs from base 1 to 8619 and encodes 2872 amino acids. Gene Ontology annotation, molecular function: protein binding. The transcript has a single exon.